Phoenix dactylifera (date palm) is the source of this 1279-nucleotide messenger RNA. RefSeq names its product rust resistance kinase Lr10-like. NCBI's taxonomy places the organism in Eukaryota, Viridiplantae, Streptophyta, Magnoliopsida, Arecales, Arecaceae. Gene Ontology annotation, biological process: protein phosphorylation. Gene Ontology annotation, molecular function: ATP binding; protein kinase activity. The record is from RefSeq and is a predicted model, not a curated record.
UUCUUUCAGUUGCAAUACUUGCAGCAGGCACAGUGGCAAUUGCCGUAGCCUAUUUUAUCUACAAAUGUGUCGAGAUAAACAAAACAAAAUUGAACAAUGCAUUGAUGCAGACAAGAAGAGACAACACUGCAACUACACCACUUGCUUCUACCUUGAACAUGGAUUGGAAGAUUGAAAUGGAAUCAAUCAACAGGUUCCUUGAUGACAUAUUGAAAGAGAAGCCCAUGAGAUUUACUCCUGAACAUCUGAAAGACUUCACUCGAAACUAUUCAGAGAAACUAGGCUCAGGUGGCUUUGGCGUAGUCUACAAAGGACGAUUUCCUAAUGGCGUGCAGGUGGCAGUUAAGGUCCUCCAUAAAACAUUGGAUAGGAGAGCAGAGGAGCAGUUCAUGGCAGAAGUGAGCACCAUAGGCAGAACGUAUCAUAUCAAUCUAGUCAGGCUAUAUGGAUUUUGCUUUGAGACAACAGAUAAAGCUCUGGUGUACGAAUACAUGGAGAAUGGAUCGCUUGACAAGUUCUUAUUUGAUGAGAACCACAGCAUAGAAUGGGCGAGGCUACAUGAGAUAGCAAUCGGGACUGCCAAGGGAAUCAGAUACUUACAUGAAGAGUGUCAACAGAAGAUAGUCCAUUAUGAUAUAAAACCAGGAAAUGUUCUUCUCACUGCAAAUUUCUCUCCCAAGGUAGCUGAUUUUGGGUUGGCAAAGCUCUGCAACAGAGAGAGCACUCAUGUCACGAUGACAGGAGCCAGGGGAACUCCUGGUUAUGCCGCGCCAGAGCUGUGGAUGCCAUUGCCCGUGACUCAUAAAUGUGAUGUCUACAGUUUUGGGAUGCUUCUGUUCGAGAUCUUGGGGAGGAGGAGAAAUCUCAAUUUCCAGAAUACCGAAAGUCAAGAGUGGUUCCCAAAAUGGGUUUGGGAGAGGCUUCAAGAGGGGCAAAUGGAGAGAAUACUAAAAAUCUCUGGAAUUGAACAAAAGGAUGGAGAGAAGGCAGAGAGAAUGUGUAAGGUGGCACUGUGGUGUGUUCAGUAUCAACCGGAAGCAAGACCUUCAAUGAGUAGCGUGGUGAGGAUGUUGGAGGGGGAAGAUGAAAUUAUGCCACCUACAAACCCAUUUGCUCACAUGGUCUGGUACAAUGCAGGCUCAGUUCUACGGAGUGGAAGUACAAGCUGUUCAUCUGGGUGAGCAGAGGCUAAAGAAGUUAGUGAAAGGAGUAAGUAAAUCAUUGUGAAGUGCUUGUACAUUUAAAAUUCAUUGUUGUACUAAAUAUUCCAACAUUACAA